Messenger RNA from Fusarium proliferatum ET1, 933 nucleotides. RefSeq names its product related to MRS4-Protein of the mitochondrial carrier family (MCF)-unknown function. Gene Ontology annotation, molecular function: ferrous iron transmembrane transporter activity. NCBI's taxonomy places the organism in Eukaryota, Fungi, Ascomycota, Sordariomycetes, Hypocreales, Nectriaceae. The record is from RefSeq and is a predicted model, not a curated record. The transcript has 8 exons. Gene Ontology annotation, biological process: iron import into the mitochondrion. Gene Ontology annotation, cellular component: mitochondrial membrane. The coding region runs from base 1 to 933 and encodes 310 amino acids.
AUGGCCCAGCCAAGUGCAGACCCAGUCGAAGAAUACGACUAUGAAUCUCUUCCGCCCAACUUCUCCCUGCUGCAGAACAUGGCAGCAGGCGCCUUUGCCGGCAUAGCAGAGCACACUGCCAUGUAUCCCAUUGAUGCAAUCAAGACCAGAAUGCAAAUCCUCAACCCCAGCACCACACCGGCCUACUCGGGUGUCAUUCGUAAUACCGUUCAAAUUGCCCGCACCGAGGGAUUCCUCAGCUUAUGGCGCGGCAUGUCUAGUGUCAUAGUUGGAGCUGGUCCUGCGCAUGCCGUCUAUUUUGCAACAUAUGAAGCAGUCAAACAUGCCAUGGGCGGUAACCAGGCCGGUGUACACCAUCCCCUCGCUGCUGCCACCAGUGGUGCCGCUGCCACUAUUGCUAGCGACGCGUUCAUGAACCCUUUCGAUGUCAUCAAGCAGCGCAUGCAGAUUCAAAAUUCGAGCAAGAUGUACCGAUCCAUGCUGGACUGCGCCAAGUAUGUCUACAAGUCCGAGGGCCUGGGCGCUUUCUAUAUCUCGUACCCUACGACACUGUCCAUGACAGUCCCCUUUACAGCUCUACAGUUCCUCGCAUACGAGUCUAUUUCUACCGCCAUGAACCCCGCAAAGAACUACGACCCCUUGACACAUUGUUUGGCCGGUGCUGUUGCUGGUGGCUUUGCUGCUGGUCUUACCACUCCCAUGGAUGUCAUCAAGACCAUGCUCCAGACUCGCGGAACCUCCACUGACCCCGAAGUGAGAAGCGUCAACAGUUUUAUCGGAGGCUGUCGCCUAUUAUAUCGAAGAGCCGGUGUCAGAGGCUUCUUCAAGGGUGUGCGACCUCGCAUUGUUACCACAAUGCCCAGCACAGCCAUCUGCUGGUCGGCAUAUGAGUUUUCAAAGUCCUACUUCAUCAAGCGCAACGAUGCCGCCUGA